AUGGGUCAACAACUAGCAUCAAUGAUCAAGAGCAUCGAUGGGGGUGACGAUGCGGCUAAUCAGGUCAAGGAGUCCAUGGAUGCGCUCUUCGAGCUUGGCAAAAGCCGCAACGAGGCCGCAUGGGCCCAGGCGACCUCCAGUGCCAUCAAGGUAUAUGCUCCUAUCAACCAGGUUCUUCUUCGACGCCAAUCUAUCGUCGCCAGCGCCACUACCGGACAGGAUGGAAUCGUCACAGGUAUCAAAACCUCCGUGGGUAAACUCAUUUCUGGUCAGAUCUUGGAUGGAGUGACAGACAUCAUCGGCAGCGCACUCAACGUCGUUUUGGGGGCUUCGUCAGGCCAGGUCUCGCAGAACUACACAUAUGCUCUAGUUGCCACAGAGUUGGGAGCUCUUCUCCGUAUCGACAUUGACAUCUACUCGUUCGAACUUCGGUCCCAGGGUCUCCAAAAUAAAGCCAAAAACAUGACGGCCAUCACUUCCAUCGUUUCUUCCAUUGAUAACAGCAAGAUGACCGUCAACGACCUUCGCUCCAUUGUGUCCAUGUCGUUUGGCAGUUCCCCUCUCGAACGACAAAAGGCCAUUUACGACGUCAUUUUGGCAGCAUGGGCCGAGAGCAGCUCUAACGGCGGGAGACCUGGCGCCAGCACCAUGGCCCUCAGCGGCCAUGAUGCUAUUAUUGAUGGUGGGCUCUCGCCAGAAGGAAGACAGCGCGUCCAGGCUCUCUUCAAGCCAAGUGUGUAUGAGGAACGAAUGACGAAUCGUGGUCUCCUUGUCAACGGCCUACCGAGGGUUCCCCCUGGGUCGGAGGCUGGCCUCCCUAAGCCAAAGCGGACAGGCCGCAAGGAGCUCCUUGAAAUCAUCACCAAGAAGGGCGUCGGCAGCGAUGAUUCCAGUUCUGUGACACAGAGAAUCGGAACAAUGGGGUUGGAGUCCGACGACAACGCCUCGAAUGACAAAAUCGAGUGGAUAGACAUUCUCAUCUGGGUCAAGGUCCUGACUCAACCAGACCAAGACUGGCUUGAUCGCUUUGGCGCUGCUCUCUCAGGCUUCGGCCAAGCCCAUGCGUUCAAGUACGUCGGCAUCGAGGGCGGACGGUCCGGAUCUGCCGUGACGUUCAAAUGCGCAGCAAACGGAGACGCCGAAAUCUUUGACACUGUCAUCAAGUACUGCAAUGACACGGUCGUGCCGUCUCUUACCCAGUCCAGAUAUCUUGCCGACGACUUCAUUGCCGACACCGCACUCCAGUAUGCCCACCCGUCGCGUGAUGGCACUGGACUUGUGACGCGCGUCGCCUUCAAAUUCAACUUGGUCAAGAACGAGACAAGCGAUACCAUAGUGUUCCACACAUCUGCGGUAGGAAAGAUGCUCCUGACGCUCCCGCCCAGCGAAUCUGCGGUUCUCAACGGCUCGGUUCACCACCUCACUGUUGCGCCCAAGGCGGACGAUCAAAACCCGCAGCAGGCCAUGCAGUGGACAACCUACCAGACCUUCAAGCCAGACGACAUUAUAAAGGCUGCGGGCGCGACGCUCACAGCUCUUCCCAACGGGGGCUACCGUAUUUCUCUAUACACGGUGGAUGAGAGAGUCGUGGACGUCAACUUCAAUCGAUCCUGGUCUUCUGACCGGAUCAAAUGA
Messenger RNA from Sordaria macrospora k-hell, 1635 nucleotides. RefSeq lists its product as uncharacterized. Lineage: Eukaryota; Fungi; Ascomycota; Sordariomycetes; Sordariales; Sordariaceae. The record is from RefSeq and is a predicted model, not a curated record.